Molecule: messenger RNA, 1880 nt
Organism: Amyelois transitella
Lineage: Eukaryota; Metazoa; Arthropoda; Insecta; Lepidoptera; Pyralidae
Gene: eIF2Bbeta
Product: translation initiation factor eIF-2B subunit beta
Exons: 10
Biological process (GO): translational initiation
Cellular component (GO): eukaryotic translation initiation factor 2B complex
Molecular function (GO): guanyl-nucleotide exchange factor activity; translation initiation factor activity
Source: RefSeq, a predicted model, not a curated record
AUUAAAAAUAGCUUAAAAACUAAUUGCCUGUCUAAACAAUUAAACUUGGUUUUUAAAGGUUCUAGCUACCUUUUCAUUGCGCACAAAAUGUCUCCAUCAGCUGGUAAAACUAAGGAGUUGGACUCAAAAUACGAUGAAGUUGUCGUGAAAUUCGUGUCUGAUGUAAGAAGUGGGAAACUGCAAGGUUCAUACAACACUGCCGUGUCGACGGUGAACCUGUUGGAACAGCUUAUUGGAGAUUGUCAAAAUGCUACAGCUUUCGAGCUGUGUGGCGCUGUACGGGCGGUCGGUAACAGGAUGUGCCGCGCCCUGCCCCAGGAGCUGGUGGCGGCCAACAUGGUCCGCCGCGUGCUCAGGGCCAUCCGGGACGAGCACAGCUCCCACGCUAAUCAGACUGGAGAUAGCUUGGGGGAGAGUCUGCAGCGGUUGGUGCUGGCUGCGCCUGCGCGGCGCGCCACGCUAGGGGAGAGGGCUGACCUCCGCGGGCCUCUGAGGGACCACAUCGCAGAGCUGCGCGCCGAACUGGAGUCGAGCAAAUCGUCCAUAUGCUCGCAAGCUCGCGAGCAUGUUCACGCGGACGAGCUACUGCUCACGUACGGUGCGAGCGGACUCGUCGAGAAGUUUCUGAGGAACGCGGCGCAGAGGAGGUACCGGCUGAUAUUGGCCGAGGGCAGCGAUGUGGCUCAGUCUCACGCGAUGGCGUCGCGUUUGGCGUCAUCCGGCGUCGCCGUGACCGUGGUGGAUAACGCAUCAGUCUGCGCGGUCAUGCCCAGAGUAAAUAAGGUAUUAGUGUCCGUUCGCACCGUGCUGCCGGGCGGCGCGGCGCUGGGCGCGGCCGGGCUGCACGCGCUCACCGCCGCGGCGCGCUACUACAGUGUGCCCGUUGUGGUGUUAGCGCCGCUGUACAAAUUAUCGCCGCUCCACCAGCACCAUUGCAACUGGCUAUCGACCCCGCACACCGCGGUCCCUUACGGGGCUCUGGCCGUGUCAGAAGCACACGUGGUGGCGCCAUUGUACGACUUCGUACCGCCAGACCAUAUCACGCUGUUUGUCACUAACCUCGGCGGAAGUUCCCCGUCAUACAUAUACAGGCUGUUGUCGGAAUUGUACGAUUCCAACGAUCACCAGCUGUAGACGGCAUGUAUAAUGUCAUCAAAUGUCAUGAACAUACUGACUGGACUGUGUAGCGCAUGUAAAUUAAAAUUUUCAGUUUUUUUUUCAUUAUUAUAGGAAGAGUACCACUCCAUCUCUUUCUCAUAGGUGUCGUUAAAGGCGACUAAGGGAUAGGCUUACAAACUUGAGAUUCUUUUUUUAGGCGAUAGGCUAGCAACCUGUCGCUAUUUGAAUCUCAAUUCUAUAAUUAAGCCAAAUAGCUGAACGUGGCCUAUCAGUCUUUUUAACACUGUUGGCUCUGUCUAACCCGCAAGGGAUAUAGACGUGAUUAUAUGUACUUCAUAUCGCGUAACAAUUGUCAUAUCUUUUGGUUUCACAACAUUGGUUGACGUCAAAUGAAUUACUUAAAACUAAGUUUACUGCCGCUUCCGAAGCGUCAGUGCAGAAGAAGAAUAAAAAAAAUUAAACAAAAAUCAUUUCAUGCAUCAGCUCGUCGAUUUCGGGUACUCUUGACCUGAAAAUGCCAAUUUAUUAGACUUUCCUUUGACUGACUUUUGAAAUCUGCACGUCUAUAGCGAGGCAGCCGGGGAACACUGUUUUUUCUGCAAGAAAUGUAACAUACAUCUUAUUCCGCCAUAUUUGUCAAAUGUAAAUAUUUACUAAGUGUGUAAUAAAUAUGAUUUUUGUAUAAUAAUCUUUUUCUUUAUUUCAUGCUUCCUUUUACAUACAUCAAACAUGUAAUCAUGUCUAUCCCUUGCGGGAUAGAC